UGGAGAGAAAACACAAAAGGGGAAAAGGAAGUAAAACUUAAACAGCGCAAGAUUAAAACAACACAUGUCGGUCUGGGUAGACUAGAUUUGGUGCCGUGACCCGAAUCCAGAUUCAUCCUCUGCCUUCUCUUUCUCUGCUCAGUGAAGAAAAAAUAACUGAUCUUUCUUGGCAGAGAAAGGAGAGAUUUCAUAUAGAUUUAAGGGUGAUGGCAAAGAAGAAAGCAACCAUGACUCUCAAAGACUUCCAUGGUGGUUCUAUCCCUUCAGAUCUUCACCUUCCUUCUGCUCCUGGCGUAACGGUUAGGCCAUUAGAUCGUGGUGGUUUUGAUCGUCAAGCAUCAUGGGGAAAUCCCAUGGGAAGGCCAGAGCAUCGUUUACGUCCGGGAUCAGCUGGUGCGACCAGAAACUUUGAUGAGAAGACACCUUUCUUAAGUCAUAAUGCACCAAUAGGCCGUAAUUUUGAUGAGGAUGAAAGGAAGCCAUUGGAUGGAUCAUCUGGACCUCGUCGAACUGUUAGUGAUGAGAGCAUCCGCGCAUUGCCAAGUCGUGUGGAACCUAAGGCCGAAUAUCCCGUUACUGGGAUGGUAGGUAGCGGGCAAGUAUCAGCUCCUCCGUCACAAAAUUUUAGAGGCGCAGCAAGUGUUACGCAUGGGGCUUGGUUUAAUGAGAGUGCUAAAAGUUCUGCUGGUGGUAGUGCCAGGAGCACGAGUUCUCUGGAUGUGUCUGCAAGUGGCGCUCAAGUGGUUACUGGGUCAUACCCAAAUGCGUGGGGCCUAAGGAAGGAGGUGGCAAGUGCAAAGGAAUCAGUUUCUGCUCCAUGGUCGGCUCCCGAUGCUGAGACAAAGUUGGCCCAUGCCAGUGCCCUUGAGAAGGUCACAUCUGGCAGGUGGCAUUCAAAGCAGCAGAUUCAAUCUCAAAUGGAUGCUGAGGUCGUUAAACAUCAAGACCCAGAGAAAGAAUUCUAUUACCAUGGAAGUACUACAGUCAACAAUAAUGUCUACAACAUGACAGAUGUUUCGGGAGGACCCGAAUAUAGUGAUCAGGUGCUAGCGGUUCAUGCUGAAAGAAAUCAUUCUCUCACAGAUGGGGUUCGUGGGUUUAACAAGGAGUUACCAGCACAGGAGAGGGCCAGGUCCCCUUUAUCUAGGGAGGCAAAUGAGAGAAAAACUUCUGCUUCUGUCACUGGGUUUCUGCCUCAUAAUAUUGUUAGCUCUGGUGGAUAUGAUAAUAAGGAGUUACCAGCACGGGAGAGGGCCAGGUCCCCUUUAUUUAUGGAGGCAAAUGAGAGAAAAACUUCUUCUAAUGUCACUGGGUUUCUGCCCCAUAAUGUUGUUAGCUCUGGUGGAUAUGAGAUGCAGUCACCUGCAUCUCCUGAACCAUCGGAACGGCCAAAGUUAAAGUUGCUACCAAGAUCCAAACCAUUGGAGAAUCUGGAGCAGUCCAUAGAUUAUAAGCAGGUCAACCAGCAUCCUAGUAAUCCUGUUCGUAUUGAGAAAUCGGCCGAUGCAUAUUCCAGUGUAGAUGUCAAGACUGGAUUUGUUGAACCUGAAAGAAGCAAUCAAGCAAUUGAUCGCCCAAAAUUGAACUUGAAGCCUCGGUCACAGCUUCUUGAACAAUCGGAGGGAAACGUUGAAAAUAAAAGGAAACCAUUAUUUGGUGGUGCUCGUCCACGUGAAAUGGUUCUGCAGAAUCGCGGGAUUGAUGAUGUUACGGGUAAUCAUGAUCUUCAUCAACCUCAUCCAAGGAGCAAACAACAUGCUGGCAAAGCAGAUACAGUUGUGCAUGCGACCAGGCAUAAUGAGAAAGCCGAGAGUAUCCCCAUUGACCAUAGGAUGGCGAAGAACACAGAUAGGCGAGAUCACAGGAUAGAUGUCGAGAAAGGAGAUGGGCAGUGGAGGAAUUGGAGAAGCGACAGUUGGAGGAACAACAAGGAGACCGAAAGGCACCAUCAGCCGCAGCAACACGCACAGGAGAGGCCGCCCUCGCCAGAAACAUGGCGCAAGCCUGUUGAACCACCAAGACCUGCUUCUGCUGAUGCUUCUGGUGUGCGAUAUGGAAAAGCAGCCUCUGCAGUCGAGCUGGCUACAGCCUUCUCAAAAUCAGUCUCUGAUCCAGCAACAACUGAUCGUUUUUCUGGCCAGAAAAGCCUUCCUAAUCGGGGUCAAAUCCCUUUUUCUCGAUUGACACGCCCUCCGCAGAGGCCUCAGAUUAACGGGUACUAAGCACCAGGAAAUGAUCUAUACAUUAGCAAAUGAAAAUGUCUUAUCAUUGCUAAUUUCUUAGUCGGCUGCAACAAAGAUUGUUUGCAGCAGGAACACCAAGAUGGAGGUAGCAAUUGUUCUUCGUGCUAUAGGCUAGCAACAAGAUCUUAUGCUCUUGCUCCUGAAAAUCUAGAACCUGAUUCUUCUCCCUUGAAACCUAACACCUUCAACCUUGAGAAAUCCGGUCCUUUUUUCGUUUUUCUCUUUUUAUCUUUGUAGUUUGAUAAUAAUCAUCGGGGAUGUUGUUUGUUCCCAUUAUAGAUGAUUUGUUGCUCAGAAUGAAUUUCUGAUUGAAGCCUAAUGGCAUAAGCUAAUGAUGUAUACUUUGGAGGUGUUUGACAUUUCAUGGCUUAUCCUAUUGAUGGUCUAGUUUAGAAACAGAAUUGCUCUAUUUAUUGAGCUUCUGCCAA
Molecule: messenger RNA, 2671 nt
Organism: Lycium barbarum (goji berry)
Lineage: Eukaryota; Viridiplantae; Streptophyta; Magnoliopsida; Solanales; Solanaceae
Exons: 6
Coding region: 207-2222 (671 amino acids)
Molecular function (GO): translation initiation factor activity; mRNA binding
Source: RefSeq, a predicted model, not a curated record